AUGAAUGACAGUUUGAUGGACGGCUCCCAAAUUCCAUACAUAAAGCAAGCCUCUGACGAGCACUACGAUGUGAUUGUUCUCAAUACUAAUCUUAAUUAUCAAGGGAAUCAUUUAUAUAUCAGAGGAAGCGAAUCUCCUGAAAAACAUGCUAACUAUAUUUGGGAGAAUUAUAUAAUGCCUAACAAGAACUUCAGACAAACAGCUAUUGUGGCUCACAGUUAUGGUGGAAAGGCAAAAAACCAAAAAGAAAGCUUUUUAAAAAGAGUUUUUGCAGUGGCAUUCACGGAUGCCGCAGUUUUUUUAGAGGAAUGUGAUGAAGAAACAAGGGAAUUUUUCAAAAAUAAUUCACAAAAUUGGGUUGCGGGAACUGGUAAAUUGGAUGAGCCAGUCAUCACCGAUUCAGCAGAUGUUACGUGUCCAAAGGUUUCAGCUGGUCACACAGAACAUGUAUGGACUUCAGCAACCAGUAUGAGCUCGAUUUUUAAAUAUUUCAAAAAGAAAAGCGAUGAAUGGAACAUUGAAACUAAUGCAAGCUUUGAAAUAAUGAAAUGUGCUCAUACCAAGGAGUGCUCAGAAGAAUGUGACAAUUUCGUUCUAAAAUAUCCAAAUGACAAUAAACAGAUUUCUGAUACAAAUGAAAGUGAUGUGAAAGUUGAUAAUACUUUGAUCUUAGAAAACCAAUCUGAAUGUAUAUCUACUUAUUCAAGCAUUAGUAGAGACAAUGUCGAUAGUACAGAGACUGAUCUAUUGAUAAAUAAUCUUGUUAAUAACGUUGCCAAAGUACAACUCGGUUAAAGAUAAAAUAACAUUACGGGAUCGAAUUGUAUCGGAACGUUUUUAUUACUUUCAUUAUAAUGAUCAAUACAA
Molecule: messenger RNA, 867 nt
Organism: Helobdella robusta
Lineage: Eukaryota; Metazoa; Annelida; Clitellata; Rhynchobdellida; Glossiphoniidae
Exons: 5
Coding region: 1-795 (264 amino acids)
Biological process (GO): regulatory ncRNA-mediated heterochromatin formation
Cellular component (GO): nucleus
Molecular function (GO): siRNA binding
Source: RefSeq, a predicted model, not a curated record